AUGAACUUCUCUAUUCCCGACGACCUGACACAAUACCUCGCCGAUCUCGAUAAAUUCAUAGAAGAAAAGAUAACCCCGCUACAACACAAAGACGAUAACAACCGGUUCUUCGAUCACCGCCGUGAGCACGCUCGCACAGAUUGGGAUAAUGGCGGGCUGCCGCGCAAAGAAUGGGACGAUCUAUUAGCUGAAUGCAGAAGACUCGCAGAUGAAGCCGGCUUCUACAGACUCUCGUUGCCAAAGCAGUAUGGUGGGCGAAGUAACGCCGACGGGCGAGGAAGCAAUCUUUGGAUGGCUGUCAUUCGAGAGCAUCUUGCAGCCAAGGGCCUAGGACUAUUCAAUGACCUUCAGAAUGAGCACUCAGUGGUUGGCAACUUCCCGGAUAUAGUCAUGCUUAUGAAUUUUGGGAAUGAACAGCAGAAGAAUGAGUUUAUACCGCUGCGACUUGAGGGUAAGUUUAGGAUGACAUUUGGGUUGACGGAACCUGGUCAUGGGUCGGAUGCUACACAUAUGGCUACAAGAGGGAGGCCGGAGACGAGGAAUGGAGUCAAGGGCUGGUUGCUGAAUGGGUACAAGAAGUGGCAGUCGGGUAUACAUGAUGCCACCCACUGUUCGAUAUUUGCGAGGACGUCGGGGAAAGAUGGGCAGGUCAAGGGUAUCUCUUGCUUCAUUGUACCCAUUGAGACGCCUGGUCUCAAAGCAGAGUCGUACGAGUGGACUUUGAAUAUGCCUACCGACCACGCGACUGUCUCGAUCAAGGAUGUAUGGGUACCUGAAACUGCCGCCUUAGGGCCCAUACACAAUGGAUUGGGAGUCGCCCAAGCCUUUGUGCACGAAAACCGCAUCCGACAAGCUGCUUCAUCCCUAGGCGCAGCUGUAUACUGUGUCCAACAAUCCGUUGAAUAUGCCAAUGAACGCGCACCUUUUGGAACGCCCCUCUCGCACAACCAGGGCAUCCAGUUCCCACUCGUUGAACUCGCCACUCAAUGCGAAAUGCUGCGCCAACUCAUAAGGAAGACUGCGUUGGAAAUGGACUCAAUGCCGCACAACGAGAUCGAAAAGAAGAUCGGGGACAAGGUGUCGAUGUGUAAUUACUAUGCAAACAGGCUGUGCACUGAAGCAGCCGACCGCGCGAUCCAGGUCCAUGGUGGUAAUGGAUAUUCAAGGCACUUUCCCUUUGAACAUAUCUGGCGACAUCAUCGACGGUAUAGGAUUACUGAAGGUAGCGAGGAGAUCCAGAUGCGCAAAGUGGCAGCCUAUCUAUUCGGGUUUGGUGGCAGGAAGAGUCUGGUAGAUGCGACAAAGCCCGAUUCGAAAUUGUAG
Bipolaris victoriae FI3 is the source of this 1323-nucleotide messenger RNA. RefSeq lists its product as hypothetical. Gene Ontology annotation, molecular function: flavin adenine dinucleotide binding. The record is from RefSeq and is a predicted model, not a curated record. The coding region runs from base 1 to 1323 and encodes 440 amino acids. Gene Ontology annotation, biological process: butyrate catabolic process; fatty acid beta-oxidation using acyl-CoA dehydrogenase. The transcript has 2 exons. Lineage: Eukaryota; Fungi; Ascomycota; Dothideomycetes; Pleosporales; Pleosporaceae.